AUGUUCGCCAAAUUCCGCCAACAACAGCAGCAGCAGCAACAGCAACAGGGAGGGGAUUCAUCACCGUGGGAAUCAGAGGAACCGGAACCGACCGAGCUGAACCCGAGCAAGUGCGGGCAGCGGUUACUUCUUAGCAAGGACAAGCUAAGCGUCACGUACACGGGCAACGGCACGCACAACAACGACGUUGGUGCCAUCCAGGCGAAUCGCGCGGCGCCUAGCCAGCGCGCGAUCUACUACUUCGAGAUUGUCGUGAAGGACCGCGGCACGCGCGGGUGUGUGGCCGUUGGGUUCGCGGACGCGAGCUUUAAGACGUGCCGGCAGCCAGGGUGGGAGGCGAGCAGCUACGGGUACCACGGGGACAACGGCAAGGUGUAUCACAACAGCGGGCGCGGGGAGGCGUACGGGCCCGAGUUCACCACCAACGACGUGGUGGGCGCGGGCAUCAACUACGGCACACACGAGAUCUUCUUCACCAAGAACGGCAAGUCGUUGGGGCCGGCGUUUCGGGAUGUGAAGGGCGAGCUGUUCCCCACCAUUGGCCUGCACAGCCCCAAUGAGAGGGUGGAGGUCAACUUUGGUCAGAAACCUUUCCUCUUUGACGUUCAGGGUAUGGUGAUGGACGAGAGGACCAAGGUGCAGCGGUCCAUAGACCGCAUCCCCUUGUCGCCACACAUCACACACAGCAUAGUGCGCUCAUACCUGCUCUUUCAUGGCUAUGCUGACACGCUUGCUGCCCUCGAUGCUGCCAGCAAUCCGACUCCUGCCACAACCCCUGAUGCUGCUGCUGCUGCUGGUGCAUGCGGGGUUGCAAACGGAGCCGUAGAGCCUGCUUCCCUGCUGCGACCGUCAGCAACUGCUGCUGCGGGUGGGGGAGAUGGAGUGGGAGGAGGGGGCGCAGAGGGGAGUGUGAGGGGGAGGGAGACGGUUUCUGGGCCUGAGCCCAUGGAAGUGGCACCAACAGGGAUGGACGCUGCUGCAGCAGCUGCUGCUGCUGGGGCUGCAGGUGCAAAAGCUCCAGGCAACACGCUCUCAACGCAAGGAGCAGAAGCAGCAGCAGCAGCAGCAGCAGCAGCAGCAGCAGGGCUGGCAAGGGCGCCUAGUGUGGGCUCGCCUUCAUGGGACACUGUGCUAUCAGGCACGCUCGCCUUCCGAGCUCAAGUCAGACAGCUGAUACGAGCGGGUCACAUGGAUGCAGCACUGAACAAGCUCUUUGAAGUGCUGCCCCAGCUGCUGCAGAACGAUAGUGCAGGAGUCACGUUUCUUCUCCGAACCACCAAGUUUGCAGAGAUCGUUCGGUCGGGGUCGCUAGAAGCAGCGCUGGCGUAUGCGCGUUCGGAGCUCUCAGGGUUCCGAGGCCGCUCACCGGACCAAGACGCGCUACUGGAGCCCGCCCCUUUGUUUUCUCUUUCAUGCUUCCUCUCCCUUCAUCUCUCGCCCUCUCCCUUCCUCGCUCACUCGCCCCUUACACCUCGCUCUCCCACCUCCUAUUACACUCAGGACUUUCUUGCGCUCUUGGCAUAUCCGGACGCCACUACCAGCCCCCUCGCCUAUUUUGAGGCGCCUCAAAAUACAUCUCCCUCACCCGCCCCCCCCCUUGCUACUCACUCACAGGACUUUCUUGCGCUCUUGGCAUAUCCGGACGCCACCACCAGCCCCCUCGCGUACCUGUUGCACCCCUCGCAUCGAGACGCAGUAGCAGACCAAGUCAACACCGCAAUCCUCUCUGCCGCUGCUGCUUCGUCCACCCACUCCCUUCCCUCCCCUCCCUCCUUGCUCUCCCCGUCCGGCCCUCUUGAUAUGUCCGCGUCUGGUGCUGAUGCUGCCGCUGGUGCUGCUGCUGGUGGUGCUACUGGUGCUUCCGGUGCUGCUGGUAGUGCUGGGGAGGGUGCUGUUGACAAGGCUGCUUUGGACUCGAGGGAUUAUGCACUUGCCAUGUCAGACAGAGCCGGUAGCAGCAGCAAUGCGAGUGGGUCGUUGGCAGGGGCAGUGGGGAGAAUACCAGAACGGUUGAGAGCGGUGCUGGAGGUGCUGCUGAGGCAUCUGGCUGUGUGUCAUGAGGAGAGGAGGGAGGCAGCAGGGGGGCAGGGUGAGCUGUUCUGCCUGCAGCGCAUGCUGGGUGGGGGGAAGGAUGGCGGCGUGUGGUGA
Messenger RNA from Closterium sp. Naga37s-1, 2148 nucleotides. The record is from the annotation of a GenBank genome assembly. Lineage: Eukaryota; Viridiplantae; Streptophyta; Zygnematophyceae; Desmidiales; Closteriaceae.